GUUGGAUAAUUUCUGUAAAAAAAAAUUAUGCGUGCUCGAAAGACCACAUGAUUCUCGUCCUCGAGCUCGCUUGUUCAUACAUCAUGAGAAAAAACCGAUGAUUUUCAUAGCAACUUCCCUGGAUUUUUCUUGACCCACUAGUCUCAGAGGUGAAGGUGACACGCUCAAAACCAUUUUCGCCCCCAUUUCCUUCGUACUUCUUUAUACGUAGAAUUUCCCCUCUUAUUGCGCUCGCUUAGAAUGUUUUGCUCAUCAUUUUAAUUUCCCAGUACAUUAAGAAGGAAGGAAGAAGAGGAUAGAAGAGGAAGAAGAGGAUAAUAAAUUGUGAUCACAACAUUUUAUUUGGUCGCCGCACCUAUACGUAAUUAAGCUAGUUGUACCCCUUAAUCAGGAAAAACAAGGAGCGCUGUUUCAACAACUACAUCCGGAGCAGGAUGCUCGGACGAGGGGCGGAUUUACAAGUUCUGGCCGGACGAGAAAAAAUGAAGAAGAACUACGAGGACUACCACGCCUGGCACCGCCUGCGCCUCGCACUAUUUUCCAACAUCAACGUGGGCUGUCAUACGAGGAAACGGAGAAAGAAUGCCGAGGAGCCACAAGAAACAACAUCUUCAUGCGCUGCUCAACAAGGCAGAGAUACGGCAAGAAAUAGAAGUGGCCGCGACGAAGAUUUUGAGCACGGAAGUAGACACAGCGAGGUGGUCGUCAGGACAAAAAGUAGAUCUACUUCCGACCAGUCGUACCGCUUCAACUGCCACUACCGCUACUUCUAUGCCUUGCUUUUGCUGUGUGCAACGCGGGACCAUGUAGGAUUUCUCCAAUGGAGCGGCUGGGAAACAAGAACAACAAAUUCUUCUGGUGAUAGAAGAACUGCAACCGGCCCCCUGUCGCAUCUGUUUACUACUAGCAUGAUUUUUCCUGUCGUUUCGGCGCGGAAGCUAUCGGAAGUCCUCGACGAGCCCAUUGAUAGGACCAAAGCUAGCAGCAUCAACAAGAGCAAGAACGUCCGUCAAGGCAUUAAAACUCAGCAAGAACAACCUCCCAGCACGCAGAGAAUCGAAAGAACCGAGGAUCUUCUAGGACAACUCAGGUCCGAUAGGAAUUCCUUCGAGGAUUCGACUGACAGUGGCCAGACUACGGGUGAAGCCCGAGGAGCAGCCGGCGCCGCACCAGUUCCAACUUCCUCGUUCGAGGAGGCUUUGCGAAACAGCAACCAGGACAGUUUUGAUCAACAGGAGGACGAGUCUUCCUCGUCGUUUUCCGAUGUGGAUCACUCCGGCGAAGUUUCGGACGAGGGAUCGCCUUCACAGCAUGACAGCAGUCACAGUGACCACGACCUCCGACCUGACGACGACUACGACUUCUUUCCGGAGCACGAGCUGCUCCCAGAUCCCGACGACGUAUCAAGUGCAAAAAUGUCUGGGUCUGGAAGAAUGCAAGUUUGUCAUGCUUGUCUCACAUGACUCUUAAAUUUGUCAUGCCCAUUACCCAAGACCCCCCUUUUUCUGUCAUGCAGAAACGCAGUUUGUCAUGCAGAAUAGGCAACACCAAGGAGCUCAGAAACUUGCCAUACUGAGCCAGCACUUGUGGCCUCCUCAUGAGACGCCACCCAGCAUCACAAGUUUCCAGACCCAGACAUUUUUGCUUUUGAUACGACGUUGCGGAUGACGAAUUCUGGGACUCGAUGUUGCAACAGAAGGAAAGAACAACUCCGCUGCGGACCAGGGAACAAGAACAGGAAGCAGAAACAACUUCUGCAGCACACCAGGCUGCUUCUUCUGGAGGGGAGGCUGCUUCUUCUGGAGAAGAAGCAGGAAUAGCACUGGGAAAGGCCGACGACGCAGGAUCGGCACUAGUACCGGACGCAGAAACUGGUGCUGCAGCUCUAAAAACAUCAUCACGGCGAACAAAUACACGGAAGAUGCAGCAAAGUGACGAUGCACGAGAAGAUCGACCCCUAGCAGGCGCGGCACUUCGUCCACGGGGACUUGCCGCUUCUGCGCCAGAGGUUGUUUUGGAUGAUGAAAUGGCUCCACGACCGCCAGGUGGAUCACUAGAGCAGCCGACGUCGUUUGCAGGAGCAGGUGCAGCUCUAUCUUCUGCUGGUGGCGGCGGGGUAGGGGGGCCAACAUCGCCAGACCAGCAAGCAUCGCGAAGGAGCAGUAUGCCUCCGCACCCAGAGGUCACAAAAACGGAGGUGGCCAUUGACCUGCUGGGGAGCCUGACGAAGAAGGGUUGCGGACGCCCUUUGCAGGACUACGUUGAGACGUUUCUCGCGAAAGACGGUGGGCAUGACGGCCUCGAAGUACACAUGCCGCAUGUACCGGAUUUUAUCGCCUGGAGAAUUCAUAAUGCUACACUAGCAAGAGCACGAAGUUUGACUUGUCAGUGGUCAUGCAAAGACACAGUAUAUAACCACCGGUGAAAAUAACUGAACAUUUGUCAUGGACAGAGAGAUGGCGCUGCAGCACACAGCGGCGGCUGAACUUCGCCGGCAUGUAGUAAGUAAUAUGCAAGAAACGAGUUCUGCUUCUGCGUUUUUUGGUUUCAUCUUUCCUAUACGUCGCAUUUCCACCCUUAAUGGAAAGAUACAUCUUCAAAAAUCUCCACCUCAUAUUACAUAGGAAACCAAAUAACGGUGCUUCUAGUGUAUGACAUGAAAAACAAAAAUCGAUGUUCUGUGCUAGGAGUAGCUCCCUUUUCAUCUCGAGGAUACCGUCCCGCGGAGGGCAGCCGGGAACGAACUUGCGGUUGAAGAGUAUCAUGAAGGAGCGACUCUACGCAGAGCACCAGGACUUUCUCCUUUCGCCGGACAUGCGAAGACUCACAGUGGGAAUCGAUUUGGAAUUCCAAAACGCAGACGCAAACGGGCAACCGACAGGAGAGUCCUUCUGGGCGCUCAGUUUCCGGUGUCCGUCCCGCACGAGAAGUUAUGAGAGUGCACAACUCUCCCUCCCCCUCAUUUGUCAUGCAAAAUACCAAACUCACCCUCUGCCUCUUCGCACUGUUUGCAUGACAAGUUCUGGCAGCCCAAAUAGCGCUACACUCCUGUCCAAAUUUGUCAUGCAAAACCUGUAUUCUUGCUGACGCUUGUCUUGCUGUUCAUGCAAUACAAAUGAGGGGGAGGGGGAGUUGUGCACUCUCAUAGAAGUCGCGGCGAGACAACAGGCGGCAGGGUCCGAGGAGGAUCCUGAGGAAGGAGCGGAGGAGAGCCCUUCCAGCCCUCGUAGAGUCGUAAUUAUACAGAUUCAGAUUUUUGUAGAUAGGUUUAUUUUUCACUGCAUGUUAACCCAGGCAGGGCUACACUAGUAGCCGCGUUUUUUUAGUUUGAUUUUUGAUUUCAUUUUUCGUAAACUGACUUUCACUGCCAACCCCCAUGAAAAAUUCAUAUAAUCUAUACAAAUUCGAAAGCAGUACUAUGAGUUAUUUCCGGUUACGUUAGU
This is a messenger RNA of Amoebophrya sp. A120, 3443 nucleotides long. Lineage: Eukaryota; Dinophyceae; Syndiniales; Amoebophryaceae. The record is from the annotation of a GenBank genome assembly.